CUACGCUGGAGGCAUCAUUGAAGCGCGCCUGUUGCCUCCUGUUCGCCCAGCACGCCCGAUCAUGUGGAUCAGAUUUGAAACCUUGAGAACACAUAGCAGACAGAGACACGACGUCCAGCUGCCCUUCUCUACCUCCCUGCCUCCAAAGAGAGUACCUGGCCCAUGGUUUUCGUGACGCUCGAGAGAUCACGCGGCAUAUCGAGGGACCCCCUUGCCGCCGCCGCCCGUGCGCCCGCUCCCGCUGCACUGCCUCCAUACUCGCUCGACUGGACGGCACCCCGCGGCGAGGAGGGGGGCUUCAACACAGAGCCCCUCCCUUCCUGGCUCGACGACAGUACCGCGGAGGCAAAUCCAGCAGACAGUUGCUGGCCGCCAGUGGCCGAUGACCGCUUGACGCUCGUUAUGGACACCGGCGCGCCACCUGCUGUCUGUUGCCUGCUCAUACGUCUGUGACGCUCCUCGAGGGCGAAGAGCUGCUCCAGGAGUAUGCGCAGCUGCCGGAUCUGCGGCAGGGGAGGAGGGAUAGGACAGAGGCAUACAAAUGAAACCAUCGCCCAAGAGCAUGUCUCGGUGUCAAAUACCUUUGUGGCGAUUUGUUUGCCCCUGAGCUGUCUCAUGACUUCGACAGAUUUGCGGCGCAUGCCCGCGGCCAUUCGUGCCGUGGGGCUGAGCUCCGAGCCCGAUGCAGAGGACUCUCCCUCGCUGUCCUCUUCGAGACCCAUCGUGACCUUGCGGGCAGCCCCCGCCGACGACAACGGGCUUGUAUCCUCCUCCAUCGCAAGCGACGCCCUGCAAACACGCGCAAGCAUACACGUCCACCUCGGGCUAAGGUGCCUUGUCUCCUCUUCUAAGCAGCUGCCUGACCGCCGCUUUCUCUCUUCGCUCGAUCUGCGGGCCUUCUGUAGCCAUUCCUUGCCGGCCUUGAUAGAGCUCCUGCGUUCCUUGAUGCGCUGGCCCAUCUCCAUCUCCUUCUCCCUUUCCUUCUGCUGCCUCUCGAGCAGCUCCUGCUGCUUCCGACGCAGCUCCUCCGCACCCUGCUGGAACUGACGCUGAAUAAAGAGACAGACGGGAGCGAGACAGAAGGAGACACGACACGCAGGACUAGCAGGAAGGCGAUGGAUAGGCGCUCUCCCUUGUCUCUCACCCACCAGUUGGUCGCCGUAUAGUGCGGCUUCCUUCUGCCUCCUCUUGGCGUCCAAUCUCUCCUUGGUCUUCUUAAGCUGCCUCUGACGCUCAAUGUCCAGUGCCCUCUCCAGCGCCUUGACCUCGGACCGGUGCUGCUCCAGGAUGCGCCGCCUGAGGUCGCCGUCCAUCUCCUUGACACUCUGCAGAUACCGCUCCUGGGCCUGUUGACGCUCCUGUAUGGCCUUGGCGCGCUGCUCCUUGAGCCGCUGGUCGGCCUGCAAUGCGGCGCGGUCGCGCUCCUUGUCCAUGCGCUCCUGCAGCUCCUUCAUCUGCUGCUCGAUCUGCCUGCGGGCGUCCUCCUCCUUCUUGCGCAUCUCGAGCUCGAUGGCCGCCAGCUUGGCGCGCUGCUCCUGCCGCCUCUUCUCUCGCUUUGCGUCUAAUGACUUCCGCUCCUCGUUUGACUCGAUGAUCCACUUCUUGGCCUGCAGGUUGCCGCGAGUGGCAAAGUCUUGGAGGCCGGUGAUGAGCUCGUUGAGCUGUCUGUCGCGGAGGUUCCAGACGUCCUCCUCCUGCUCCUUGCCGAUCUCCUCACCCUCCUCCUCGACGGCCUUGUCGAAGUCCUGCUGGAUCAUGUCGCGGAACUCUUUCUCCUUCUGCUGCCGCUCUUGCUCCAGCUCCCUGAUCUCGUCUGCAACCGACCUUUUCUUGAGCUCCAGCUCCUCCUCGCUCUCCUCGUCACUCUCAUCGUCCUCGAGGCCUUCACCGAGCGCAUCGGAACUCUUCGGCUUGGCUCGCUCGAGCGCCCUCUGCAUCUUUUCUUGUCUUUCUUGCUCCCUUUGCUGGACCAAGACCUCUUUCCUGCGCUCGUACUCUUGGUUGAACUCGAUCAUCUUGGCCUCCUUCUGCCGCUGCUGCUCGUCAAUGAAGAAGCGGAGCUUCUCCGUUCGUUCCUUGUACUGCAAGGCCACGCGCCCCUGCAUCUCCCGCUGAUGACGCUCUGAGGGCAGAAGACAGGCCAAGAUGCACGAACACUUGUCGUUAGUCGUGAACUGUCAUGUCUCACCUCCCAUGGCGGCCUUGAGUUUGGCGACAAUUUCGUCCAAAUUGCCCGUCUUGGUAACCAAUGCGUUCUUGAGGUCCUCCUCGGCCUCGCGCUGCAUGUCGCUCUGCAGCUCCUGCUUCUCCCGCUCCAGUUGCAGCUUCUUCUCGGAGAACUCCUUGUCUUGCUGGGCUUUGAGCUUGGCCUGCUUCUCACGGGCGGCCGCCCGGCGAGCGGCGAGCUUCUCCUGCAGCUGUUCCUCCUGCCGGGAUCGCUCCUUGCUGACGGUCUCUUCGAUCUCGGCCAUCUUGCGGUUGUGUUCCUCGAGCAGCUGGCUCUUCUCUGCGUCUGUUGUGGCGUUGGCGGUCUUGACCUUGAGCUCGACCUCCAGCUUGACGCGCUGCUUCUCGACCUCCUGCGCCGCCUUAGCCUUGACCUCAUCGAGCUCCUUCUGCGCCCUUUCCACCUCCUUCAUCGUCCCAGAGUCGGUCUCUUUCGUCUCCCUGCAGCACAGGACAACACAUGAUGGCCCACCAAUCAACUGGAGACACAUGUCUCUCGAUCGGUUAGCCUAUCUCACUGUUUGUGCUUUUCUUUGAGCUCCUGCAUUUCCUCCUUGAACUUGUCCUCAGCCUGCUUCAUCAUCACCAUGGCCGCGGCGUUCUGCAGGCGGGCCGUCAGCUCGCUCACCGCACCACCACCCUCACCGACCCUCCCACGAGCAAACACCUCAUUGCUAAUGGCCUGCUCCUCGCGCUUCUGGGCAUCGAGCUUCUCACGGACUUCCUGCACCCACAAAGCAAACAGGAGCAGUGUAAUGGAUGCCCAUUGCUGUUGUUGUGACGUGAGCGCCUACCUGUCUCUCGACGGCCUGUUCGCUCUUAAGUCGCUGCUGCUUGGCGGCCUGCUCGGCUGUGAGUCGCUGGCGGCGCUGCUCGAGCUUCUGUUUGAGCUGCACCUGUUGCUUCAUCCGCUCCUCCUCGAUAUUGUCGGCCUGUCGGGCCAUCUGCGAUCGCCACUGCGUGAUAAUGCGUUCCCGCUCAGCCUCUUUCGUCUCCAGCUCGUCACGGCCAUACCCCUCCUCGUCUCUGAACAUCCCCGAGGCCACGUGCCGGCCCAUAGAGCGCUGGAUGCGGCCGUGAAUGUCCUCAGCGGCCUCGCGCAACCUGAACAAAGGAGGUAAGCAAGUAUCUGGCGUGCACGAGGAAGGAAGGGGAGUGUCUCUCUCGACGUACUUUUGUGCCUGGAGUUGCUCCUCCUGAACCUGCUGCUGAAAGGCCUCGUUGCGAAUGUCUUCCUGCAGAGCGCGUUUCUCGGCCUCCUGCUGCCUCUGCAGGUCGGCUGCCACCCGCUCCUGCUCCUGCUGGGCCUUCAGGGCGUCCUGCUCAGCGGCCUGCUUGGACUUGAGGGCAGCCAUGCGCUGUUCGCGCUGCUUGGCAAUCCGUGCCAUCAUGUCGCCCUCCUGCUUCAGCCGCUCUUGGUCGAGGAGGUCGUUGAGGCGCGCGAUGUUUUGUUCGUGCUCGGCCAGGAUCUGCUGACGCUCCUGCUCUUGCAGGACAGGGUCGGUGAUGGUCGCUUCCAGCUCCUGCAACUGCUCCUUGACUUUGGCGUCCUCCUCCAUCAACGUCUCGUUGCGCACCUGUACACACACGCUCAUGGCGAUACAAGAAAUCCAGUCUGUGGCUGUUCUCCGACUGACCGCGUCGAGUUGCAGAGCCAGCUCCUCGUUCUGCCGCUUGUCCUCCCACUGCAGCUGCUCGCCCAGCGCCUCCUCGUCCACACCCUGCCGCACUACCAACUCCGCAGCCUUGUCCUCGUCAGCCAGCUGCCGGGCGGCCGCCACAGCCUCCACCUUCUGCGCCGCCAUGAGGGCCACCUCGCCGGCCUGUCGCUCCUGCAUGGCGGCCAGCUGCUUGAGAUACUCCUCAUCAAGCAGGGCGAGCUCUUCCCGAAGACUCUCGUCGAUCUCACGAGCGGCCUGGGCACGGUGCUGCUCGAUUUCCGUCUUGAGCUGGUCGAUGGUCUCCUGAAGGGCUGCCCUCUCUGCCGGAUCGGUGGUGUCCUGAAGCUGGAGCUCGAGGCGCUUGAUGUCACUGUUCAUGGCUGCCUGGUCGGACACAAUGCUGAGAAAAGAGAAGGGGACGAGACACAGUGAGAGGGGAUGAGACAGCCUUUUCUGCGCUUACGCUUCGUUGAGCUGGAGAUUCUUGUCCCGGUUCAGGUCUUCAAUUUUUGCCCUGUGUUCGCUUUCCAGCUCGGCGCGGUCUCUCUCGUGUCGGUUGAGCACCUCACUCUCCGCUGCGGCGAUCUGCUUCUCCUUCUCCAGAUACGCGACAUCGCCCUCCUGACGCUUCUGCAUCGCCGCCUUUCUGAAAUGUCAUCACAGAGGUGCGAUAUGCUGUGCGUUGCACGUGUGCUGCCGCGCCUGACCUCUUUUCCAGCCGCUCCUUCAUUUUGCGUUCGAGCUGCUCAAGCUGCGCGUCCCUCUCUCUGUUGAGCAUAUCCUCCAUGCCGUGCAUCUGCUGCUCAAACUCGGCCUGCAGCCUCUUGCGCUCGGCCUGGGCCUCAGGGGUGUUACCCUUGACGUUGUCCAAGGCCUUCUGCAGCUGAUUCUUCAUCUGCUCCUUCCGCAUCUCAACACGAUCCUUGUAGAGCUGCUUCAGCGUCUCGGCUUGUUUGCGAUUCUGCAGGGUGGUUGCGUCGACGAGGGCUGCCACCUCAUUCUCGUGCUGCGCCCGGGCCUCGUUGAUCUUGGCAUCGAUGAGUGUCCCGUCGGCAUUGACCUUGGCCGCCUGGUGGCCAGAGCGGGUGCGAUCUUCCUCCUCUUUCUGCUUCGAGCGGCGCUCAGCUGCACAUACACCACAAUACAUGGCGUGCAUAUUGACCAAAUUGUGUGUGGCCAGUGUGGCUGUGUUGACCGACCAGCUCUUUGUGCCAUUUUGGCCUGCAGCUGCUCGAAUUGUCUGAGGCGUUCCUCCUCGAGCUGCUGCUCCAACAGCUGACUCUGCUCGGCAUACUCAGCCAUAAUCACCUCUUUGGCUGCCUGAUCAUCGCCCGCCUCGUCCAGACGCUGCUGAUAGGUCUUGGCGAGCUCGGCGCGUUUGCGAUCUCCCUCUGGACACGGAAACGGGAAAGAAUACGUCAUCUUGUAUCAAGGGAGACACCAUUUGGUGCUGUUGACCUGCGAGCUGGUCGUUUGCGAUGGCGACGGCCUCCUCGAGAUUCUGCUGCGCCUCUUCCCGCGCCUCCUGAAGGUGUCGGUCCUUUAGUCGGUUCAUUUCGUCGGUCUGUCUUGUCUCCUGCUCUUCCCGCUUGUCCUCCUUGUCGGACCGCUCUUCCCUCGCCUCCUUGAGAUGCUGCUGGCGCUGCGCCACCUGCUCCUUCAUCUCGUUGAUCUUCUUCUCUUUCUGAUUGCUGAGAUCGUCCUGCAUGCGGGCGAUGAGGUCGUUAUACACCUCGAGCAGCCGACGGCGCUCCCUCUCGUCCUGUGUGGUGGCCAGGGCGGUCUCGAUCUUGUUGAGCUGGUCCACUUGGUUGGUCUCCAUUUGCAGAGACUGCUCGAGCAUCUCAAGGUGGUCAACCACCUCACCACCUGUGGAAAUGAAAGUCAGACGGGCACAGAGGAUGGUGCGUGAAGACAUCGCUUACCGCCGAUUUGUUCGAGGAAUGACUCUUCGGCCUUCUCUGGCUCCGCCUCCCGAAGAAUGUCGGGCGAGUAGAUGGGGUCGAUGCGGCUGCUGAGCUCCGUCAAUAGACCCUCCUCUUUGCCCAGUGUCACCCCAAUGCCCUGAAGCCGUCGGCAGGACAUCAUUCAUUUAAAGACACGGCACUUGCCGGUUCUGCACACCCACCUCCAUCUUGGCAAGCGCCUCAGCGAUUCGUUCCAUGAGUGCAUUCCGCAGCGCAGCGGCUUCGUCGAGAAUGGCGUUGCUCUCGUCCUCAAUCAACUGCUCCUGGUCGCCGAACCUCUUGCGAGCCUGACGGUGAAAACCACGCCCGUGUAUGCGUCUUUUCAUCUGCCCUCAGCUCACGUACAUCUUGGUGGUGCAUCACGAGUUUCUCGUAAGCGGCCUGGAAGAGUCGCGGGUCGAUUACCGACAGCUGGUAGUCCUUGAGGUAUGGCUGCAGGUCAUCCGGGCCCAUGGCCGUCACGCGCAUCUUGUAGGCCUCGUAGGCCGCCUUCAGCUCCUCGUCCUUCUCCGCAUAACCUUUAUAGGCCAAGGCGACGAGACGCGCACCUUGUCUCACUGAGCUAGGCCCUUUCCUCACUCACUGACCUUUGACAAUGUCUUCCACAGCGACCUUUGUCUUGUCGAUGGCGUUCUUUUUCACGCCAAAGGACCAAUCCUGACCGGCGAGGCCGGCUUUGAGCCUCUCCUUGAAGACGAGCUUCUUGAGAUACGUAGAGAGACACAUGAGGACGAGCACCAGCCCGAUAAGGCCGCCCAUGAGACAGCCGAUGAAGAUCACAUUGGGCAGCACAGCCACCUCCUCGCUCUGAAGGAUGCGGAAAUUCACCAGAGACUCGAUGCUCUGCGGCUGUGGCACACUGACAAACAAUCAGCAAAGCACAAAAACCAUUGUCAAUACCAGCUGUCUCUCUCGCUCACUCUGCAGCGCACGAUUGCCCCCUGGGCAGGACGGCAAUGACGGUCUGAUGCGCAGUGUUGCUGCUCGCACCAAACACAAACACACCCGGCUGCUGGAACGUGUACGCGAACAGCUGAAGGCACACACAUGUAUACGACACACAUGAGCAUCUGGCAUGUGUGUCAGUCAGUCAGUCAGUCACUAUCAGUCACCUUGAGGUCGGGCACCUCACUGGAUAGCUCCAUCUCCUCCUGGAGUUUGAGGAAUGGCGCGACGUCGAAGUUUGGGUUGCUGUUGAGGAGGGAGUUGGAGAUGUACACGGGGUAGACGCGCUCGAUGAUGGACCAUAUCAUGGUGCUGCCCAGCUCCAGACACUGAGUGGGAUCAAGGAUCGACGGGUCGCCUGACAACGACGAGGCGAGGUUGGGGAAAUACGCCACCCGAGUCGCGCUGAAGAAACCAACAGUGUCUGUCUGUGUCCAUGUCUUGUAUCGCCCGUCGCCUGUCUCACUUUUGUGUCUGCAGCCGUCGCUCCUGGUGCUCUUCAUCCAUGAGGUAGUGGUCAUGCUCGUCCUCCAUCAGAAUGUCCUUGAGCAUCCGCCUGUCGGUCCCCGCGGCGGAGACUGCCUGGACGGACCGUUGGUACGCGUACCCGAACUCGUCGUAGCGCCGGUAGUGGCCCAGCAUCUCGAUGCCACUCGACGCCAGCCGCCGCGUCACAUUGCCCGUCGUGCCGUUGGCGCCGUCGUUGGUGCAAUCUGUGCGCCGGCAGUAGUCCUCGAGCAGAUCCUCGAGCAGCCCUGACGAGAGCAUCCACCAUGCAGAGAGUAUGCGUGUUGGUCGUCUUCCUGCCUGCCUGUGUACCAGUAGGUGAGCCGAAGAGCCCCUGAAUGCCCGCACCGCUGAUGGCCUGGAAGCUGACGGUGCAGUUGAUGGUGUCGGUCAGUGUGACAAUGUCGUCGCCCAGCAGGUCGCACACGAGUUUGCCGGAGAGCACGCCCCCGGUGAAGAGGGUGAUGAGGGGCACGGCCAGCUGCUCACCAGUGGUCCUGUUGACAAACACCAGCUCCUCGCCGCGGAUGUACAGCUCGCUCAUCUCAUUUCUGCAACAAUACACGCGACACAUUCAUCGCACGUCUGUCUCUCACACUCCUUUGUCUACUCACCGGCACUGCUCGUCACACACGAUGUCAGGAUUUUCCUUGAGAUCGCAAUCGCACACACCGGUCUCGACGAGGAGCCUGCCGCGCCCCUCAGGGCAGUUGGGGCAGUUGCCGAGGUCCUCACACUCGCCCGUGAUGCUGUCUCGUGCUGUGGUGUCCAUCUGGUAGAUGCCUGAAGUGCGGGGCCCAUCACAUCGCGGCAGCACUAUGGGCUGGCACUCAAUGGGCGAGUCCACUGUAGAAGCAUCGUUGAGCUCCUCAUCGUAGAAGCGGUAGCUGCAGACGGAGUGAGUGGAAUAGAGGAGGAGACACGUGUUUCCGUUUGCUUGUGCUUUACCCGGGUCUGCAUACGCAUCGGCCGUCGAGUAUCUGGUACGCUCUGUUGGCCCCGACGCAGUCACAUGUGGUGGCCCCUUCCGUCGAUGUCGAUGUCAGGCCGCACGGCAAGCAACCAGUCUGGACCAACAGCACAGCAAAUAAUAUCUCUGCUAAAUGCAUGAUCGGCCCACCUACCUGUCCGCUGCGGUGAUUGAAAUUGCCAGCCGUGCAUUUCCUGCAGUCGGUGACGUUCCUUCUCCCCUCUUGGUCGUUGUAGGUACCCGGGAUGCACGGGAAGGGCCAGGCGCUGCCCGUGGGGCAGUAGAACCCCACCGGGCAGAUGUAGCCGUUAUUGAUGGUGGUCUCGACUUCAGGCGGAUCACCGAUGCUUCUGAUGGAGAGGGCUUCGACCUCCUUCACAAUGAUUGAGGUGCCGCCUGCAUUGACGGAACGGGGCGGCAGAUAGAGAUGCGUGACAGCUUGGCCUUCGGGGUGUGUGCUAUUUCCCCACCUUCACAGACAUAUCCCGGCUCGCACGGCGUGCAAUUGAGCGAAGCCGUCUCGUUCGUGUAGUAACCCUGCCAACCAACCAACCAACCAACCAACCAACGAAAAGCAUGAGUACACGGCCAUGUCUCAUGCCCCCAUGCACUCACCCAUCCCUCUCACCGGCGGGCAGUCUUCGCAAGCCACGUCCUCGCUGGAACGGUUGUAGAUCCCCAGCACGGCCCUCUUACCCACAGGGCAAGGCUCAGGGUAUGCGGCAUACCCUGAGGACAUGCCCUCACAGAAGUAGCCUUGCGGGCAGUCGAGAGGGAAGGGCGAUUCGGGCGGGCAGUAGUAGCCUGGUGGGCAUGGCUGCUCUGCCCCCGAGUUGACGGGGCAAAAAGUCCCGCCCGCACAGGUGAUUGGCUCAGCCUGAACGGCGGAUUGUUCGUUGUGUAAGCGUUGUUUGUCUGUCUGUGUGUGUAUGUGUGUACGCACGUACGCCCAUGACUGUGAAUUCCUCGGUGCCGUCGUUGGGCGUCAGGGCAAUGCCUUGGACCGUGGAGGCGUCAGGGCAAUACUUUGGACGUGGUGGCACGUCAGGGCAAGUCAAGGUGACUCUCAGGAUCCCUGUCUCGGUCGGUUGAGAAGGUGGCCCUAGGAUGUCUUCCGUUUCUGGAGGGCGGCGGACUCCUUGAUUGAAGACCAAUCGCGAAGAGUACCGCUGGCCGCUCUCUAUGAUGUCGUCGUAUAGCGUGAUCGUCAGCAGCGACACACUCACUGAGAACUGCACUCAUCAGCCACACACACACACACACACACACAAAGAGACACGCAUAUGUACACGUAGACACAAACACAUGUACAGCCAUACAUACACACACAGCCAAACAGUACAGACAGACAGACAGACAGACAAGAGCGUCCAUCCGUGCUCUCUCUGCCUGUCGUCCCUAUCUCAGCCAGCCAGCCAGCCAGGCAUCGAGCCCCUAUCGAGCCAGUAGGCUGGCCACAAUACGUAGACGUAUACAUACAGACACAGACAUACCUUCUUGGCUGUGAACUCCUGUUGCUUGCCGCCAAUGAGUGUGAGGACAACGCUGUCGAUGGUGUUGGGAUGGACUUCGGGCGGGAAAGGAACCUCAAGGACGCCCUUCGCCGUGGACUCACCCUCGCCGCCCUCCAUCUCCUCGAGUGGACGAGGCGUCUCUUUGGACGGCGUCGGCUGCUUGUAGACCAAUUGAAGCGCAUAUUGCGUCGAUGGGUCGAUAAUUCUGUCAUCCACCAGCGUGACCGUCAGCUCGCGAUCCUUCCUUACGUACACAAUCUGAACCAACGAAGGAGCCAAAUAGUGAGUGAGCGAGUGAGUGGUCAACUGAGCUCGGCCGAGUGCAAACAACGACCGACCAAGGAUAGAUAGGAUGUACCGUACUGUACUUGCCUGCCACUUGUGUAUGUGUGUGUAUAUCUGUGUAUGUGUAUGUGUGUGUGUAUGUGUCUGUAUGUGGUUUGGUGGCUGGCUGCAGUGAUGUCCUUACUGUGUCGGGGGGGCAGUAAGUGCCGUUCGGACAGCUCUCGUAGACGGCGUUGAGCGUCCGGCUCGCGUCACAGAAGAACCCUGAGAAAAAUCAACAUACACACGGACACAUUGCACCACUCCCACACGAGAGACAUGUCUCACCAGCGGGGCAAGGGUCGCAUCCAGUCACAUUGGCCGCCCCCGUGAAGUUGGCCAAUGUGCCGACCGGACACGGCUCUGGUUCGAUGGUGCCGCAAGCAAAGGGGUCGGGGUUGUCUGGCAUUCCGCAGACCGAGCUUGGCAAGGGGGAGGUGCAGUAGUGCCCCACCGGACAGGGGUAGUUGAUGUAGGUGGGGUGGCCGUCCAUCGGGCAGAAGUAGCCGGCCGGGCACGGGAGGCAGAACGAUAUGUCGGUGCCGUUGGAUCGGUCGUUGUAGGUGCCCUUGGGGCACUUAGUGGGCCGCUGCGAAGGCUGAGGGCAGUAGGUGCCAGGCGGGCACAGCUCGGGUAUCUACGUAUGCAAAGGAGUCGAUACGAGCCGAUUUCCUUGUCGUAUGUGUGUGUGUGUGUGUGUGUGUGUGUGUGUACGCACUGUCAUGUGCUUUGCACAGUAGGAUCCAGCGGGACACUUGAUGCAGUCCUCCCGUUUCGAUGCGCCUGGCUGGAACCGACCAGUGCCCGGCUCGCAGGGCACAGGCUGCACAACACACCACACAGAGAGCGAGGGAGAGAUGUAGAGAAUUUGCCAGCACACCAAGAUCUCUAGCUACUGCGGAAGAAAAUGACCUCGAUGGUGCCCUCGGGGCAGUAGUGUCCGGACGGACACAGGCCGCCAUACUGGAUGCCAAUCACGCCAAAUUGCUCGUUGUCACUAAUAUUCAGCCCCGGUCUGGGCGAAGGCCCCACUCCUUUGAAGCACACGUAUCCUGCCUCACAGGGCCCCAUCAUCUUCCCCUGGUCGCAGUACUGCGACUGCCACACGCGUGUCGUUUGAUUGUACUUUUUCUCGCACUCGGUGCACUCUGCAUCUUCCGCCAGGUUCUUGACUGUGAAAGAGGUGUAGCUGCCCGGGGGGCACGGUUGGGGGUCUGCACCGCCUCCCGGGCAAUACAGCCGAUCUGGGCAGGGCUGGUAGCGUGAAUGGCCCUCUGGCUGGCAGUACGUCCGCGGGGGGCAGUCAUUGCACUGCUCGAGACCUUUGACGUCGGCGAAUGUGUUGUUUGGACAUGGGAAGGCGGUGUCUGUCCCGUCGGGGCAGAAGCUGCCCUCGGGGCAUAUGUUGCCCGUAAAAAGAGGGGGGGCGGUGCGGUCCGUGGGAUGGCUGCUCUUGGCCCCUCCCACACAGAAGUACCCCGGAUCGCAAGGCCCGGUGCCGGUCGGGUUCGUCAGGUUCGCAUCGCCGCAGUAACGGCCGGGCGGACAGGAGGUGCAAGCAACCGUCUCGUCCGACUGAGCCGUCUCGUUGCCAAAGGUUCCGAACGGACAUGGAAUCGGAUUGUCCUAACCACAAACAAAGAAAGAUAACGCCAAAUGAUCGUUGGCUAUGUGCGGUUCGUUUGUGGACUCGUUGACUCCCUCACCGUGCCCUGUGGGCAGUAGAAUCCGACCGGGCAGAGCCCGCCCCCCACCGGCCAGCCCUCGGGCGGCGGCGGCCACACCACUAUGAACUCAGGACCCGUGUAGACGGGCGGGCCCACCGUGGGGGCGGCGGUGGUGGUCACAGGCGGGAAGGGUGUGGUGGGCUGGGUGUAGUUGGCAUGGAAGGGCUGGGGGUCCUGCGACCCCUCCAUGCAGAUGAAUCCGGCGUCGCAGGGGCCCGCGGGGGACGACUGGCCGUCCGUGUCGCAGUAAUAGCCUGCCAGACACAUGCAGAGAUCACAGUCGCACGAAGACACGGAGAGACAUGGGUUACAAAGGCAGGGAUGCCGACCUCUCGGGCAUAUGGAGCAAUCGUCGGGUGAGGUGAGGGCUUCGGCGUCAGCGAACGUGCCAGGUGGGCAGGGGAUGGGGGUCGUGACGUUGAAGGGGCAGUAGUUGCCUUUGGGGCACACGAACUCGGUCCCGUUCGACAUGGCUGGGGAGAGAGAAUACAUGAGCGCAUGACGGAAGGUCGAAGCGCGACGCAGCUAUGUAUUAUACAUACCAUCAACGUUGCAGUAAAAGCCUGCGGGACAGCCGAGACACUCACCCAGGCCCUGUCAGCAGAUAUAAAGUUGGCAGAGACACCGUUGACUGACACGAUUAGCUCCCUCUUCGACUUACUCACCUCGGCGUCGCUAUACGUGGGCGCAACGCACAAGAGCUCGGUGAGAGUGCCCGCUGGGCAAUAGUAGCCAAAAGGACAGAUAAUGCCCUGCACCGGGGGAGAGGGAAUGUUGACUGUCGGCGUGGGGGUCUCCGAUCUAUUGUAGCACACGAAGCCCAUGUCGCAGGGGAUGGGGGUGCCCGUCGACGAACAGAAGAACCCCGCCGGACAGUCGCCGCAGUCCCCAGGGACACUGGACCCUGAUGAGGGCACACACCAACCCUCAACAGACACUCACAAGAAAAUGGUCUCACUCCCUCCCUCUUCUCACCUUCUGGUGAGCCAGUGGUGCCCGGUGGGCAUGGCAAGGGAGCCGCCGAGCCUGCAGGACAGUACAUGCCCGAGGGACACUCGCGACCAGGGAUGCACGAGACGUUGGCCGCGCCGGCCGCUGUGGGUGGCGGGCAAUAUGUUGGCGCGGGUGUGGCCGUGUCGGAUCCCCAUCGGCAGUAGUAUCCCGCGUCGCAGUCGGGUCCAGGGGAUGUCAGGCGUGGCGCACUGCAGUACUUGCCCGGAGAGCUGAUGUCAAUGAAUGCGAUCGACGUACGAACAAUGCAGCAAUGUGGGAACGCCUCUCUGUCGCUCGCUUACCAUUCUGCACACUCAGAGCUGUUUGUGAGGUGCUCCAGGGCGCCGUAUGUGCCGACAGGGCAGUCGAGCGGUGUGUCGGUGCUGCCCUCGCAAUAUUGGCCCUGGGGGCAGGCGACGGGAGCUGUCAAGCCAUCGGUGGCGCACACGAAGCCCGGCGGGCAUGUUUUGCAGCUCAGCUGUCCGACCCAGUCCUGGUACUCCCUGCAUACCCAUGGAUACACAGGCAGGAGGUAUGUCAAGUCGGUGGCGUGUGCGUAUGGCAUGUAUGGGUAGGUGAUCUAGUACUGGGGGCUGCAUGGGUCGGGAAAGGCGUUGUUGCCCGCACAGCUGUGGCCCGCAUAGCAGAGGAACUGUGUCGAUGACUGCACAACGUACACACACAAAGAGACAGAGAGAGACAUGCCUCAUCCCGUCUCGAAUGGCUGCAUGACAUUGGCUUGCCUUGGAUCCCGCUGGGCAGAAGAAGCCCGCCUCGCAGUCCCCCGUGAUGGCCGUCUGCGCCGUUCCCCAGCAGUACUGGGCCUCGUCACACUCAGUGCAAUCAAGGACGCCCGUCGCCUGCUCGGUGUCUCUAUAACGACCUGCUGGGCAGCGGACGGGAUCGGAUGUGCCCUCCUCGCAGUAGUGGCCGACAGGGCACUCCCCGUACGCGCGAACGGGGGGGCCAGUGGUGUUGUCUGACGGACACUGGUUCACGUCGAUCGUCCCUCCAGGGUUGUUCUGCUCCGCCAGCUGCUUGCACACAUAGCCGGCGCUGCACGUGCCGAGAGGCGUCCCACUGCCGUUGCAGAACACCCCGUUUGGGCAGGGGGUCGGCUGCGUGGAUCCCUCGGGGCACGUGUAGGCGUUUGUGCACUGGAAGCCGUUCUCGGCUGCUGAGGUGGGAGUGCUUGAUGUGGUGCCGCCCUCGCAGUAGUAGCCCUCUGUGCAGUCAUCCACGGGGUAGGCCAGGGCAGUCGCGUCACAGUACUUGCCUAUAUUGAAAUGCAGCCACCACCACAAAACACAGACGCUGGGUGGUGGGUGCACGUCGAUUGUGUACCUGGCGGGCAGUCUACGCACUGGGAGACUUCCCACCUCGCCGUGAAGUUGUUGUAGGUCCCUAUGGGGCACUCAGCUCCCGUCGCAUUGGGUGUCCGCACCGGACAAUAGUAACCCUGCACACAGACAAAACACACGAGACACGAUGCCCAUGACAUUCAUUACCCGGCUGACCCCUUGGCACUCAAAGGCGUCUGUGCCGUUGCAGGUGAAUCCCUGUGGGCAGUCGAUGCAUGUGCUCUGCCCCUUGAAGGGCUGGUAUUCGCCGUUAGUGCACGGCACUGCCGCCGGGGAGGCCUCGGGGCAGGCGUGCCCCUCCGGACACUCCCCUCCACUCGGUUGAUGCCAUGUCGAGUUUUCAAGGCAGAAGAAGCCAGCCGUGCAGUUGCCUGUCGGCUCCGUCAACCCUCGAUCAGCACAAUACCUGGCCCAGACACACACACACACACACACACAGACCGAGAGGAAGCAAAAGAAAGUGAAAUCAGCAACCUUCUGCAUUUUGUCCUGUGUUGAAGAUCACUCACUCGCCCGCGGGGCAGUUGUCACAGUCGGAUAGCUCCUCGUUCCUGGUGUCAUUGGAGAAGCUACCCGGUGGGCAGAGGACCUCUCGCCCGCUGCCUUCAGGGCAGUAUGCGCCAGGGGGGCAGUCGUUCUCGUUGUUGAAAAUCGCGCCGCCAUCGCAGUAGUAGCCCGCUAAGCACGGGCCGUCUGGCGCAUCCAGGCCGUUAGUGGCACAGUAUUGUCCUGAAAGAAAGACAGAGAGAGAGAGAGAGAGAGGGUUGGUGGGGUAUGGUCGUGUGUACAUAUAUGGCAGAGUGAGAUGUGCUGACCGUAGUCGCAGAUGUACGGCCCGGUCGACCCUGUGGGGCAGUAAGUGCUCGCCACGCACUCGGCCCCUCCCUCGGUCACAACAUCGGUGGGCGCGCUGCCAGUCGCCCCGCCCACGCAGUAGUGACCCUGCUGGCAGGGGCCUUGGACAGAGUCACUGCACACGAGGCAAGGAUAGUCACUAUGAGUGGGCGGGGCUUGCGAGGGAGGGUGAUGUGGCUGGCUGGCUAACUGACGGACCUGCCAGCACUGUCGCAGAAGUUUCCUGGGUCGCAAGGGACGCAUCCGACGAUGGACUUGGUCUGGUUCUGGCUGUUGUACGUGCCGAUGGGACAUGCGUACUGGUUGGACAGCUGUGUGCCUGACGUACCAUAGAGAAACCAUGUCCACAUCUCGUUCGUCAUGCAAUCAAUCGUCGUGCAUUGGUUGACGGACCCUCAGGGCAGUAGUGUCCCGCGUCGCAUUGUGAGGUGGCGUAGGUGUCCAGCCCGGCCACGCAGAAGAAGCCGCUUGGACACACCAGACAGCUCGCCGCUUCCUCGUCCGGAUUGUACGUGCCUGCACGACACAUACAGCCAUGCAGAGCAGACAGUCCCUCCCUCCCUCCCUGCCACUUUCCCUUUGUGUCUAAGUCACCGGCAGGACAGUCUUCCUCAGCUGCGCUUCCGAGUGGGCACCGCUUGCCCGUCCCGCACCGAAACUCUUUUGGCUGCACUUGACCGUAGGGUGAUCCUGUGGGGCAGUACCAGCCCUCGGGGCACAGACCGGCGGGCAGCGCCAAACCAAUACCAUAACAAUAGGAGCCUUAUAUCAUCCGAAAACAGACAGACAGACAGACAGACGACCAGACACAUUGACAAAUGAUCCUCCCAUUUUUCGAACACGACCUCACUCACCACCAGGGCACGGCUUGCAAGCUAAGGGGGAGGUCUGCUGUGUGAGAUCGAGGUACUGCCCCCGCUCGCAUGGCGUUGGCGCCGUGGAUCCAACUUCACAUGUGAAGCCCAUCGGACAGGGGCCCCCCGCCGCAGUGAGGAACGGGGGCGUGGCCGUGGCCGAGCCACCGGUGCAGAAGUGGCCCGCCGUGCAGUCAGCGUCCACAAUGGUGGCUUCUGUCAUGCCCGUCCCAGCACAAAACUGACCUGAAGACACAGCACACCCACAGCACAAGCAGCAUGCCCGUGGACAGUGUGUGUCCCCCCGUGUGUGUCUUGGGACAAGAGACCCACCUGGAGGGCAUUUGAGGCAUUCCUCUUCGUGUGCAUAGGGCGCGACACUGGUGUUGGCAUAUGUGCCGGGUGGACAGGGUAUCUCAGCAUCGCUGCCUAGCGGACAGGCCGCGUUGUCGCUACAGUCAACGCCGUCUGUCAUCCCCACUGUGUCGCACAUUUUCCUGAAGACCAAAGGUGAACACAUACGCACACAUUCAUGUGCGUCGGUCCGGUCCGGGCUGCUUGGUUAUGAGUGCUCUCUCUGGCUCUGUGACCGACCGUGGUUUGCAUGGUGCGCAUUCGUCUCUUGCCGAAAGGGCAUUGUAAGUGCCCGUGGGGCAGUCCAGCUCCGCGUCGAACCCAGACCGCGUGAAGUGCCCGGGAGAGGCCUCUAUUUGAGUCGGCUUGCUCGCACUACCCGUGCAGUAGUAGCCCGGCAGACACUCACCUGAAGGCACACCACACACGAUCGCAGGCUGGGUCCAUUGUAGACAGACUGAACGAGUGGAGGGACGUGUGGUUGCGUGCCUGAUGGCUGUGCCUCGUUGGACCCUCCGCAGUAGAAGCCGCCAGGGCAGUUGGUGCAGUUGGCUUGGCUCUCUCCGCCGGGGUCGGGGUUGUAGGUGCCCGGGUCGCAGAAGUCCUUUAGAGACGAACCCGCCGUGCAGUAGCCGCCAGGAGUGCAGAUGGUCCCGGUCACGUUGUCGGAGGGGUCGGGCUGGGAAGCGCCGCCCAAACACGUGUGCCUAUACACACAUAUAUACAGAGAGGGAGACAUUGGCGGGGAGCCUUCUCUCUCUCUUCUGAUGCGAUGCGUUUGUAUGGCCGCGGCUCACUCACCCAGCAUCGCAGUCGCCCUCGGGCUCCCUCAGCCCGGUACUCUGGCAGUACUUGCCGGGCGUGCAUGGCGUGCACAUGUCUUCGUCGCGCAGGUUGGUCACAUUGCCGAAUUUGCCGGCUGGACAGGGUGUUACAGUAGGGCUCCCGGGAGGGCAGUAGUUGCCAGCCGUGCAGUCAGUACGGCCCGCCCCAUCAGGACAGUAAAAUCCCGACAGGCACUGGCCGCAAUCCGUUUGAUCCUUGCCGCCAUAGUAGUCCCUGCGAGCAACAUAGGACACCAACCGCAGCUGUACACGUGUGUGCGUGGGCUCCUCAGACUCUUCAAGCCCCCUCACCUGUAUGUGCCGGCAAGGCAGUUGUGUUCGUCAGCGACGUCGCUCCCGCCGUCGCAGUAUUUGUUGGGCGCACACAAACCGUCCGGUUCGAAGCUUCCCGCUGCGGAGACGUACUUUCCGGCGGGGGCUUGCAGACACGCCGCAUUUGAGUCCUAACGAACGAGCGAUCCGGGAGAGAAGGAGCCGCAUGUCACGGUGGAGAGAGUCACAUGGAGACAGACGCUCUUGCUACCUGUCCUGGGUAUGGGUUGUAUGUGCCAGCGAGGCAUGGCUGUGCUGCGGUGUCGCCCUGAGAACCGACACAUUGACAUGGUGAAAAACAGACACACAGACUGACUGACAAAGGGCUCCUUCUUCCUCACUUGGGGACAGUAGUAUCCCCGCGGGCAGGGCCUGGUGUUGAGUGUGGGCCGGUGGUCAACACCCGUGACGUCACACAACGUGCCACCCGGACACUCAGUCCAAGCCGAGCUAGGGCCCGUCACAUUUUCGGCAGGCGUUGUGUCGGAGUCGCAGUAAUGGCCCAACACGCACGCCGUACCUGAACUCACUCGCCAAUUCACACAAACAUAAGAAACACCAUGUUUGCACGUGUCCAUCGGCUUACAUCCGGUCUGUCCCUCUCGCGAAUAGUAUCCCUUGCCGCAAGGCUGCGGCAACGGCACGCCCUCCAGGCAGUAGUAUCCCGGCGGGCAGACGGCGCACUGGUUGUCGGUGUUGGGGACGUACGAGGGUGGGGCGGGAUGUCUGGUGGUGAGGUCCCAGACGCCUGUGACGCCUCGGUUGAUGCUGAAGGAUGCCAUGUUGGAUGUUGCCUCGGGGCAGGGAAUGGGGUACACUGUCCCUGCCAGACAGUACAUGCCCUCCGGGCCUGCACAAGGACCGACACACGUGAAGACAUACACCUCUCUUUCUGGACAUGGGUGUGAGUGUAGCUGUGUGUGUACAAUAGUCGCAGUCCGCCUCUUGGAUGAGGUCUGUGCGCGUGGUGUAUCGGCCGCUGGGGCAGGGGUUGGCAAGGGGAUCGGUCGUAUUCGCAGGACAAAAGUGACCUACUCACACACACACGUAGACACACACAGAGAGAGAGAUGAAGAUAAAGAGAUAUCUCUCCUCUCCGGCCACAGGUCACCUUUGGCGCACGGUCCGUCUGGGGCCGCCUUGCCCCCCGAACAGAAAAAGCCGGGCGGGCAGCCGAGACACUGACCGUCGUGAGUGAGGCCGGUGUAGGGAGAGUAGGUGCCAGGGUCGCAAGGGUUCUGUGUUGGGUACUCCGUGCGCAGCGGGCAGUAGUGGCCGAUGGGGCAAGGCUGCGGAGGGAACGCCGGCCCGCCCGUACCCAACGCACACACUUUGCCUGUGUGUGAGAGACACACUCAGCUCAUGCGGCGUUCCGCCUCGUCUAUGUUCGUGUCCACGGCCAUGACUUGUUGGUCUCCCUUACUUACCGGCAGGGCAAUCCACACAGUCGGCGGGAUCCUCGCCGUCGAUGGCAUCGAGAUACGUGCCGCGGGGGCAGGGGAACUCCUGGGGCCACCUGUGUCAAGACGAAGAAGACACAAUGCGCUUGUCUACCACAUACGGUGGCCACUGAAGUCUCUCUCUCACACCGAUGUCACUGACCUGGUGCCAGGAAUGCUACCAGCGAGCGGGCAGUAAUAUCCCGCCGAGCAGUUGACCGAGGCCGAGGCCAUGCCGAAAAAGGGGCAUGCCUUGCCGGCAUCACACUGGACACAGCUUGAAGAGGGCCCUUGGCCUGAAUCGGGAUUGUAUGUCCCAGGAUCGCACGGGAUCGGAGCCAGCAGCCCAACUUCCCCUGAGUUCCAUUUGGGGUCAGCAGGGUCGCAGUAGUGACCCGCAGGGCAGUCGAGGAAGUGACUCGGAUCAGAAAGGCCUCCUCUCUUGCCGCUGUAUUUUCCUCCUGUAGGCGCGACUGGCGAAUUGUCCGCUGGCGUUGUGCCUGCACGGCAGUAGUAGCCGAUGGGGCAUGGCGUCAUGGCAUCCCGCGACGCGCCGCGGCACCAGCGGCCGGCGGGACACGCGAGGCAGUCGGUUGCCCAAUUCGACUGCCAACAGAUACACACAUUUGAAAAACCGAUGAUGAGCAAUGUGGCUGCCAAAUUGCCCAUCGGUGUGCGUCGUCGACUCACUCACCUGUCCUGGCGUAGGAUUGUAUGUGCCAGCGGGACAUGCCGUGCCCGCGGGGAUACUACUGUCCCCACCGUCGAGUGACCCGGUGCCUGUCGGGCAGACAUGGCCGCGGCGGCAGAGCAGGUCGCCAUUGAUUGCCCUGGUCGCCGCUGGGCACCAGUAGCCUGCCAAGCAAGCCCCACAAGCAGUGUUUGCACCACCACCGCCGGACUCGCCACUGAUGACAGCACGAGACACAACCCUUGUCGACUGGAUGACUGUUGAUGGUGUGCGUGUAUGUGGUUGUAUCUUACGGCGGGCAUGGGACAGCAUAGCGGGGCGUGCCCGCCAGGUAACUAAACCCCAGUGGCACCAAAUCUGUGUCGGGGUCGGUUGACCCGCCCUGACAGAGAUACCCAGCGUUGCAAUUCGCGCAUCCAGUCACCGGCGUGUUGGAGUACGUCCCAGCACGGCACUGCUGCGGCUGAUAGUUGGCUGACGGGCAGAAGUGGCCGUCGGGGCAGGGGGUGCACGCACUCGCCCCUCCAAGUGAGUAGUUAGGGGCUGUACACAAAGUCGCGCUCAGGGCCGUGCACGAGGAGCCGGCGGGACACGGCAGGCAGUGGGCGCUGUUUGCAGCCGAGUACGUGCCGGUCGAACACGCCACUGUGACCGCCUGGUCGAACUCGGGACACAUGGUGCCGGCUGCACAGGUGUCACAGCUCGUCUGGCCGCCCGUCGAAUAUCGACCUGAUGGAGCAGCCAGCAACAAGACAUCCCAAAAAGUCAGCCAGCCAGCACUAUGUGCGUGUUCUUCGAUCUCUGUUGUACCAGGCAGGCAGGGAUCCGGGGGUUGAGCGGGGUCACCGCAUUCAUGCCCGGGGGGACACGGUCGACACGCCAGGUCACCCGGCAAAGAAUAGUCAGGGGCGGAGCACGUGACUUUCGGUAAUUUGGGGUCGGGGCACGCCUCUCUUGCGACGCACGGAACACACAGGGUAGCUUGGGCAGCACUCAUGGUGCCUAGCGGGCACGGGAUGGGCUGUGCGUCGACACGGGGGCAGAAGAAGCCUGCUGGGCACUCCGUGCAAGCGGUAGCGCGGCCGAGGGAGUAGAAGCCUGGGUUGCAAGCCGCUGGUGCCGCCGUUUUGUCAAAACACCUGCAGAUAUGCAUCCACACACAUACACGGAGAGAUCACAUGGGGGGUGGGGUCGGGCUGCGGUUGGCUGGCACGACUGACUGUGAUCCUGCGGGGCACGGAAGGCAGAAGGUCUUGAUAUUGAGGGCGUCAUUGUAUUCCCCGUCGGCGCAGGGCGUCGUCGUGUUGCCGCAGCUUUCGCCAGCGGGGCAAUCGGCGCAGUCGGGCCCGUACUCGCCAUUCGCCGUGUCGCACAGAGUCUUCACUGGACACACACAAAGAGAGAGAGACACCACAUUCACAGAGGGAUCGUUGGCCGUGGUCUACCCCCUCUUACCAACUUUGACGUGCACGCGGCUGCCGGGGACGAAGUUGGCAUUGAGGCCAUUGAACCGUGAGUCGCUUGGAGCAACGGCGGUGAGGUCGCAAAAGACAUCGACGGUCAUGGGCCAUCUGGUGGCGUACGGGCCCACAUCUAGAGUCACUGUCUUGGCUGAAGUGUCUCCCGUCAGCCAUUGGACGGAGGUGGCUGAGGGCGUCACCUCAGGAGCCGGGCAGUUCACGUUGACUGUCACAGUGCCAGAGGCAGCACCUUCCAAUUCCACAGUGAACUGUGCGGCAGAGGUGGUGUCUUCCUGUGCGAUGAGGGCGUUCUCGGAGACAACGAUGCCCGCGGUCUUGUCGUCGAGCACACUCACGUGGAACUUGCCAUCCGGUGGAAAGAUCGGCGGAGCUCCGGUCAGCGGAGAGGUCACUGCGUGGGUGAUGUCGUACUGAACUCUCUCACCGUGCGGAUCUGUGUACGCGAGGGCGUUCACAGUGACGUUGACGCCGGCAGUCGACCCAGCUGAGAUGGUCACCGGCGCUGGGUUGGCGGUUAUUCUGGUGGGGUCGACCCCAGACACCGUCAGAGAGAUAAUGACGUCAGCUGGCGGCGGGGCAGUGGCGUAGAUAGUGUAUGUCCCGGAUGUGCCCUCGAUGAUGGACAUGGCGGGCGGCUCGAUGAUGACGGCAUAGGUGUCGUCGCUCAGGACAUCGAUGUAUAGCUCGCCGCUGUUGCUGACAUCGGUCAGCGCACCGCGGUACGCUCGAUGGGGUCCCGGGUUUUUGUACGCGAGGUCGGCUGACGUGCUGGGAUCGUGGCUGAGAGCCGCCCUGAGGGAGGUACCGCCGCUGACGCUGCCAUCAACGCCUGUGACCGUCACAUACUGCCGCCGAAACCUGAGACACGCGCAGACAAGAAAGGUGGACUGCCUUUGUCUGUGCCUCCAUCUCCCUCUCUCUCGUCUGUCUGUGUUCUUGUGUGUACCAUGAUUCGGUGGAGAAGGUGAGCUGUGUGGGCGACACGGUCACUUCUUGCGGUGGAGUAGUGGCAUUCGACGUUAUGUCGAUCACAACAGUGUCCGACGGCUGAGUGCCCAGCCGCACCCAGUAGGUGGUCGAAUGGCCCUCCUACCCAUGCGCAACACACCAAGAGGCACAGAUGCCUCACUCGCGACAUGCAGGCCUCCUCUCCCCGUCUCUGUGUGACUGACUCACCAUGAUAGUGCUGGGCUGUGAUGCGAUGAUGCUCGCGUUCUUGUAUUCCGUGUCGAAGCUGGCCGAUAGGGCCGAGGCACCACCGCAGACCGUGGUCGUGCACACCGCCCGCCAUUGGUCGCCUGUGCCCGUUGCGAUCAUGGCCACGGUAAAGGUCGCCUCGCCAUACAUAUCUGUCGUGCCGGUGAGGGUCGGCGGCCCCCCGCCGCCGUCGAGACUCAUCCUGCACAUCAAAAAGCCGUGUCUCUCAUCCACCCAACAUGUCUCUGUCCCGACUCUCUCUCUCUCUCUGUCUCUCUGUCUGUGCGGUGUGAACGUGUGGUUGGUCACUCACUGGACAGUGUAUCCCUCCCCCGAGGCAGAUUUUGAGUCGUAGAGAGGGUUGCCGCCCACGUCGACCAGUCGCACCUUGACUGUGGCGCUCUCGCCCACAUACAUCGGGUUAGGCGGCUCGAUCACCCACUCGACUCCCUCUCCAAGCCCGCGCCAUAUGCUGAACGCCUCAGACAGGCCGGUCAGGCCACCUGGCUCUGUCGCGCGAAGCCGGUAGGUGCCUGCCUUGUCAAUCGAGAGGCCCACGAAGCUAGCCUCACCCAAGGCGGCUGUCUCUACGGUGGUUCCAUAAAGCGUCGCACAUGAGUCCGUGGCCACUGUAAGUGUCACGUCGUCAACGAAGCCUUCGUCGGUGUUGCCGAAUUGGUCCACGGCAAUCACUGUCGGCUGCGAGUCGAAAGACGCCCUGGAAUAGGCAGACGACGGGCUGACCGAAAACCUGACACACAAGAACGAGACAGACGUUUGCUGGGCGGGCGCGUGUGUGUGCGGAUGUGUGACUGGCUCAUUACUGGAGAGCGUUGGCAGCCUUGGGGAUGACAUUAAAGGUAUUGGAAGUAAUGGGUCUGUAGCCAGAGGCAUAUGCAAUCAACUGAUACCCAGCUGCACAACACACAGAAAGAAAAGCAGACACUCCGCUUGCAGUUCCAACCGCCUUGUCUCUGCUGACUCACUUCCUGCCGUCGUAAUGACGAGGUCAUUAAAAGUCACCGGGUCCGCGGGAGACUGUUUGGUGGUCCCUAUGAGCUCCACUGGCGAGUCGACAGUCACAUGCACGUCACCUCCCUGGUCCGCACCUGACAACGCGAAAGUAAUUGAGUCGCCCGCAGUGUAAGAGCCGGUCACGUCCGUCGAUAUGCCGAAUGUAUUGGGCGUAGCGUCGCUGAUAGUGAAAGGAUCGCUCUCGACGGACACGGCCUCGGAUCCCCCUUCCAUGCCGUAAGCAUAGGCAAGCAUCCUGUAUGUCCCGGUUGACGUAACAAAGACGUUGCUGAAGGUGGCGACUCCUGCGGCUGACGUGAUUGCGACGGUGUCACCCUUGAGCACGGCUGCCGUCGCAUCGUUGAGUGUGAGUGUCACAGCCACCCCACCAAGUGGUGCUACAGGACCGCUGGCUUGCACAAAAACAGUUAUUUGCGCGAGAGCCUCGAACACACGGGCGUCUGAAGGCGGGGCGGGUCCAGCGGGCUGGGCCGUGAAGCUGAUGAAGUAGGGAGACGCAGCAAGGCAUCGCUGGACGCCAAUGAUGAGCAGCAGGGCAGCGAGAGAGGCCCAUGGCCUCCCCAU
Molecule: messenger RNA, 23822 nt
Organism: Vitrella brassicaformis
Lineage: Eukaryota; Vitrellaceae
Source: the annotation of a GenBank genome assembly